CUUUUCAACACCAGGAUAGGUAUGGUGUCCUUGCCUCAACAGAAGAUCCUGAUGCUAUCGAGGAGAGCAGAGCAGUUGAUGUUUACUUCAGUCCUGUCGGCCAGAGAAUACAUGGCUUUUUUGGGUCUCCUAACAUCCACCUUGGGUCUUGUGAAAUGGGCAAGGUGGAGAAUGAGACCGUUUCAAAGUUUUUUCCUCUCUCACUGGAAUCGUUAUCUUCAGGAUUGGUCUCAGAUGAUUCCCCUGUCUUGGAAGGUGAAGAGACAUCUCUUAUGGUGGCAGAGUCCCAGCAACCUUCGCAGAGGGUAUCCCCUGGCCGAGCCCGAAUGGGUGGAAGUCUUCACAGAUGCCUCGGGUCAGGGUUGGGGAGCGCAUGUAGAAGAGAUGGCGAUUCAGGGUCAGUGGAGGUCGGACUUGUCUCAUCUCCCAUCCAACGUCUUGGAGUUGAGAGUGAUUCGGGAAGCCUUGGAAGUCCUCAGACCAGUCCUAUCAGGGACUUCGGUGAAAAUAAGAUCGGACAAUAUGUCAGCAGUGUCCUACAUAAGAAAGCAAGGGGGAACAGGCAGCAGCAGCAGAUUGAUGAGGGAAGUCAGUCCUAUCAUGAAUUGGGCUCAGAGCAAUUUGUUGGAGAUAACAGCAGUUCAUAUUCCGGGGGACAAGAAUUAUCAGGCGGAUGCCUUAAGCAGAACCUUGUUCCAGAGAGGAGAAUGGGAGCUCAAAACAAGCAUCUUCCAAUGGAUAACCUCUCUGUGGGGCCUUCCCCAUAUAGACCUCAUGGCUUCGGAGAAGAACUACAAGAUCAAACAUUUUUUCUCCAGAGUCCCAUCAGCUCGAGCAGUGGGAAUCGAUGCCUUUUCCCAGAACUGGCGGAACCUCUGGGCUUACAUCUUCCCUCCAUUCCCGAUCAUCUUCAAAGUUCUGAGGAAGAUUCUUGUCUCUCACAUGGACGUGAUAGCCAUAAUUCCAGAUUGGCCACGCAGGCCAUGGUAUCCCCUCCUCAGACGAUUAUGCAUUUGUCAACCCCUGAGAUUGCCUUUGAUGGAGGAUCUCUUAAUGCAGGGCCCGUUUCUUCAUCCGAAUCUCAGCAGUCUCAAUCUUGCGGCAUGGAGGUUGAGAAGUCCAGACUUAGGCGACGGGGAUGCUCUGACCAAGUGAUUAAUACUCUGUUGAAGGCCAGGAGGCCUGGAACGUCUAAUACUUACCAUAGAAUAUGGCAGCGGUUCAUUUCCUGGGCCAGAGAGAAGAAUCUUGAUCCUUUGCAACCUUCUACACCCAUGAUUCUGGAGUUUCUGCAAGCAGGCUUAGAUUACGGGCUAAGUUUAAGUUCCUUAAAAGUACAGAUCUCUGCCUUGUCUGCAGUGUUAGGAGAAAGGUGGGCUGAAGACCCCUUGAUAGAGCAAUUUUUCAAAGCCGUUUUGAGAGUGAAACCUCCUGUAAAGAAAUCCUCUCCACCUUGGGAUUUGCCGUUGGUCCUUCAGGCUCUUUCAGCUGCUCCUUUUGAACCCAUUGAUCAGAUUCCUCUCUGGUGGUUAUCCCUCAAGACGGUGUUCUUGGUGGCCGUGACUUCAGCAAGAAGAGUUGGGGAGCUGCAAGCUCUGUCUGUAGAUCAACCCUAUACCAUUUUUCAUGAAGAAAAAGUUGUGUUAAGAACUGUUCCGUCCUUCUUGCCUAAAGUCCUCUCAAGAUUCCAUGUUAAUGAACCUAUUAUUUUACCAACCUUACCUGUUGAGAAUGGGCAGAGUUCCUUGGAUGUUAGGAGAUGUCUUCAGGUCUACAUCGACAGGACAAAGUCCUUAAGAAAGUCUCAGAGACUCUUCGUGGUACCGGCAGGGUCAAGAAAAGGAGAAGCGGCAGCAAAGUCUACUUUGAGCAGUUGGAUUGUUAAAACCAUCCUUCAAGCCUACAAGGAACAGGGCAGGUCAUCUCCUAGAGCGGUGCGAGCUCACUCAACCAGAAGUAUUGCAGCCUUUUGGGCAGUGGAGGCAGGAGUUUCGCUUUAAACUAAGACGAAGGAGACCGGUGUUGGGGAGGUACUUAUGCUGAUUGGGGGCGUGGUUGUUUUCUUCUGCUGUAGCUGACAGAGGAGUGCAUACCCGUGUGUUUUGACAUGCUGCCGUGGGGAUGACCAGGAAAGGAAAAUUACGGUAAGUAUGAAACAAU
Molecule: messenger RNA, 2160 nt
Organism: Xenopus tropicalis (tropical clawed frog)
Lineage: Eukaryota; Metazoa; Chordata; Amphibia; Anura; Pipidae
Exons: 2
Coding region: 156-2000 (614 amino acids)
Biological process (GO): DNA integration; DNA recombination
Molecular function (GO): DNA binding
Source: RefSeq, a predicted model, not a curated record